This is a messenger RNA of Rotaria sp. Silwood1, 402 nucleotides long. The record is from the annotation of a GenBank genome assembly. Lineage: Eukaryota; Metazoa; Rotifera; Eurotatoria; Philodinida; Philodinidae.
AUGGGUCCAGUGAACAAUGUUCAUGAAGUUCAACAGAAAUGGCAUUUUCUUUGUGAUUUAACAGCAGAAAAAUUACAAUGGUCACCAUUAACUGAACGUUCAAGUUCAGCAGCUAUUCAUUCAAGACGAUCUGUUACUGGAGCUGCCACUGGGCAUGAAGCGUUACAAAUACAUCAUAAAUUACCAUCUGAUAAUCAUAGUGAUCUUGCACUGACAUAUAAUAGUUUGGGUUCACUCUAUGCUAUUAUGAUGGCAAGUGAAUUAGCUUUCAAAUAUUUUCUAAAAUCAUGUGCUAUACAUCUUGCAUCUGGUAAUCCUGAUGAAUUUGAUCUUUGGAUUACUAGAACAACUAUUAGACAGUUACAAGCUAGCAGUUACAGCGUUUCAUCGACCUCAUCAUAG